Eublepharis macularius is the source of this 3745-nucleotide messenger RNA. RefSeq names its product transmembrane protein 63A (gene TMEM63A). The coding region runs from base 431 to 2893 and encodes 820 amino acids. Gene Ontology annotation, molecular function: calcium-activated cation channel activity; nucleic acid binding. Lineage: Eukaryota; Metazoa; Chordata; Lepidosauria; Squamata; Eublepharidae. The transcript has 24 exons. The record is from RefSeq and is a predicted model, not a curated record. Gene Ontology annotation, cellular component: plasma membrane.
UGAGGACUGCUUUUACUUUGGGCGAGGGCCGCACAACUUGGACGCAUGCGCGGCUCCAGGACCCACCUGUCCCGUGGACUGUAGGGAUACGACUCAACCGGCGCCCUUUCUCCCCCGGUUUUUCGAUACGACCCCGUGGGUCGGGGCCUUGAGCGAGCAGCUGCUGCUGUCUCAGGUCGGUUUCCUGGCAAGGACGUGGCAUGGUCGUUCUCUGUGUUCACUUGUUGAGGGAAGAGUUGGCUCGCCUGUUUCACAACUUUUCCAGGGCUGCUGGUGUUUUUCCCAGAUGCGUUAAGAGGUUCCCGACAUAACUAUCCGGUAACGAAGAAGGCUGCGCGUGUCAAAGCACAGAGUCUCUGUAAAGCACCCCCUCGACCCCAGAUCUCGGAGACGGGCGGAUUUAAUAGUUUAAUGUUUGCUGAGAGACAGCAUGAUUCCGUUCCUGUUUCUGGAUGUCGGACAUUCGCGUCUAGUUUAUUUCUUAAAUAGGAAUAACGGCACCAUUGGCUCACCAAAUGAGACAUACUGUUACGGCACUGCACGUGAAAGUACUGUACUUCAAGGUGUAACUUUUGGUGGUGUGCCUACUGUCCUGCUGCUUGAUGUAACUUGCUUUUUGAUUUUAAUCUUGGUGUUCUCUAUUGUAAGGAAAAGAUUCUGGGAUUAUGGUCGUAUUGCACUUGUGUCGGAAAAAGAGAGUGAAACAAGAUUUCACAAAUUAUCUUCUUCCUCAUCACUGUCUGAUGACUUGGACCCUGACACGGGGUUUUGUUCUUGGAUGACAGCUGCCUUUCGAAUGCAUGAUGAAGAGAUUCAUGAAAAAUGUGGGGAUGAUGCCAUUCAUUAUCUCACCUUUCAGCGCCACCUCAUCUGCCUGUUGAUUGUUGUCACCAUAUUGUCUUUGUGCAUCAUACUUCCUGUUAAUCUGUCAGGUGACUUACUUGAGAAAGAUCCUUAUAGCUUUGGGAGGACUACUAUAGCCAACUUAAAAACUGACACCAGUCUUCUCUGGCUUCACACAAUGUUUGCUGUUAUCUACCUGAUUUUGACAGUCCUCUUCAUGAAACAUCACAGAAAAUCUAUCACAUAUAAAGAAGAAGACCUAGUAAAGCACACACUGUUCAUAACUGGCCUUCCAAAAAGUGCCAAGAAAACAAACCUAGAAAAUCACUUCAGUGAAGCGUAUCCAACCUGCAGUGUGCAAGAGGUCAACUUAUGUUAUGAUGUAUCGAGACUUACCUAUCUGUACACAGAGAGAAAAAAGGCAGAGAAAAGUGCAGCAUAUUAUACACACUUACAUCAGAGAUAUGGAAAACGGUUUCUCAUAAACCCCAAACCACUUGGCCAGUUGUGCUGUUGUGAAGUCAGAGGCUGUGAAAAGGACGAUGCUAUAGAUUACUACACCAGAGUUUCUAACAAAUGUUUGGAAGAAUAUUUGAAAGAGGAGCAGGUAGUUUAUGAUAAGCCACUGGGAAUGGCUUUCGUAACAUUCCAGGAGAAAUCCAUGGCAACAUAUAUUUUAAAAGAUUUCAAUGCCUGUAAAUGUAAAGGUUUUAAAUGUAAAGAACCGCCCCAGCCAUCAUCCUUCAGCAAAGAACUAUGCGUUUCGAAGUGGCAUGUUGCCUAUGCUACCUAUCCACAGAAUAUUUGCUGGACUAACCUCUCAGUUCAAGGCCUGAAUUGGUGGUUUCGGUGGAUUUGUAUAAAUUUGCUGCUUUUUCUUGUGCUCUUUUUCCUGACCACACCUUCCAUCAUUAUUUCAACUAUGGAUAAGUUCAAUGUAACCAAGCCUAUUCAUUAUCUUAAUAAUCCUGUUGUUAGCCAGUUCUUCCCUACAGUCCUUCUGUGGUCCUUUUCAGCUUUGCUGCCAACACUUGUCUAUUUCUCAACCCUGUUGGAAUCGCACUGGACAAAGUCUGGUAAAAACAGAAUAAUGAUGCAUAAAAUCUACAUUUUUUUGAUUUUCAUGGUGUUAAUCCUGCCUUCACUUGGUUUAACCAGUCUGGAUUUCUUCUUUCGUUGGUUGUUUGACAGAGCAUCUACUGAUUCUACAGUCAGACUAGAGUGUGUAUUCCUACCGGAUCAAGGAGCCUUCUUUGUGAAUUAUGUGAUUGCAUCAGCUUUCAUUGGUAAUGGAAUGGAGCUGCUGCGUUUGCCAGGCCUUAUCCUUUAUAGCUUUCGCAUGAUGUUGGCCAAAUCUGCUGCUGAAAGAAAAAAUAUUAAGCAGCAUCAAGCAUACGAGUAUGAGUUUGGAGCAAUGUAUGCCUGGAUGUUAUGUGUGUUCACAGUCAUCAUGGCCUACAGCAUCACAUGUCCCAUUAUUGUACCAUUUGGAUUAAUCUAUAUGUUGAUGAAGCAUACAGUUGACCGCCACAAUCUGUACUAUGCAUAUCUCCCUGCUAAGCUAGAGAGGCAGAUUCACUUUGCAGCCGUGACUCAGGCCCAUGCAGCUCCAAUUCUUUGCCUGUUUUGGCUGCAUUUUUUCUCUUUUUUGAGAUUAGGUUUUAGAGCACCUACAACAGUAUUUACAUUCCUGGUUGUCAGUAUAGCUAUUGUUAUUUGCGUAGUUUCCACUUGUUAUGCCUGCCUGAAAUACCUGAGCCCCCUCAAUUACAAGCUAGAAGACUCGCCCACUGAAAAAGGAAGUGAAACGGAUUUAGUAGCUCGAAAAAUUUCUGAAUAUCUGCCCCAUGUUUUGAUUACCAGUUCUACGGAAAGGACAAAUCUUUUGCUCCUGGGGAUGCUGAACUAUGGUGCUAUGGGAAAGACCACCUCAGAUAUGAGGGAGGUCAAACUCUCUCUUUGUGAGGAAACAGUCAUUGGAGAGUGCAGUGCAAAGACAGAAGACCACCACGCAUCUUACUUUGAAGAAAGUGUCUUUGGGGAGACGUAAAUGUGUGUGUUUCAGUGUCGAGGACUAACACAAGAUGGCGCUCUUGGUCCUGAUUCAGAAGAAAAGAUUCCACUGAAACAAGUUUUCAAGUCUUGUCCCUCAGAAGUAGGUUUGAUAAGACUAUUCAAGAAGGGCUCAGUUGCAGUACAGAGUUGCCAUCUGGGACUGUUCACUUUUUAAGUCUUUACAAAAAUUGAAGCAUAGGUAUAUUGAACAAAAGUGCCCAGAAAAGCUACUUUGGGUGUAUUAAUGUUAGAUCACUGUAGCCAAAAGAGUCAUCAAAACAAAGCAUCUGUCUUUUUUUUAACUUAUCCCCCCUGAAUUUUAACCAGUGGUGGGUGUCUGUCAAACUCUUGAUUAAUCCCAGGCAACUUCUGCUUCUGUGUGAAAACAAGCAUAGGAAAAGCUAAGAAAAUAUAGUCUGGAGAAUAUAGUACAAUGUUCUGCCAGUACCUUAUAUUUCCAGAGUAGAUAGGACCAUUUCUCUUUCUUAAAAAAAAAAAGAGAGAGAGAGGAUUUCCUGUGAGGAUGUGCCAAAACUUGGGGACUUAGUGUGAGAAAGUAUUUAUCUGAAAACCUUUAAGUGUAGAUUACAUUUGUUUUCUGCUCACUGUUUGAAGGACCUCACACACAGGGAAGUUUACUUGACAAGCAAUAAAUGAUGUAAAUUUUUAUCAUUUUUAAUCUCUCUGGUUAUAAAAGGAUAAAUGUCUGCUUUAAGUGCCAAGAGUAUCACAAAUGUAUGAAGUAUUAAACUGUUUUUAAAUUAUGAAGUAGGUAUAAAUUUCUGCAAAAGACAAAUUGAAUCCAAGCAUAAAUUAAGUAAGCACAUUCAAUAAAACACUGAAUUCA